CAAAUCUUUGCCUGGCCGCGUGUGUUAGCCUGUUAGCUUAACGCUCCACCGUGGACACCCUCCUCCCCUCCUCCGGCUGCCUGUUACUUUAAAUUUGGCGUCACGUCCACCUCGGUAAAUCAACCGGUUGCCGCGGCUGGGGGCGCAGUGUCUGGGGCUGGGGACCCACCCUGGUGCCACGGACGGUCCGCGGCUGCUGGAGCGUCGCUGUGUUGCGGAGGACGCUCUUCACAGAGCGGAAGAUGGCGACUGUUUGGAGGCUGCAGAGGAACCUCCGGAGCUGAUACCGGGGAGGAGGAGAGAAGAGACACACUCAGAGACCACAGAACACCACGUCUAAAACAACGACAACAAUGUCCCGCUCCCCUGACAAUGAGGAUGGAUGCUUUGUUGCCAUGGAUACGGAAGACGAUGGUACAGAGCCUGCUGGGAUAACAGAGGAAGUAGAGGCAAAGAUGGGGUCCUGCCGACAAGAAGGGAACAUGGACAGUGGUGCCAAAGGAGGAGGGAGAACAAUGAUGGAGUUGCCAGAGGAAGUUCUUGAAUAUAUUUUGUCCUUCCUCUCACCUUACCAGGAGCACAAGACUGCUGCGCUUGUAUGUAAGCAGUGGUAUCGCCUCAUUAAAGGUGUUGCUUAUCAGUGCUACCAUGGUUUCUUGAGAGCUGUCCAGGAGGGAAAUAUCCAGUGGGAAAGUCGAACAUACCCAUAUCCAGGAACCCCUAUUACUCAGCGCUUCUCACACAGUGCAUGUUACUAUGACUCAAACCAGUCCAUGUAUGUGUUUGGGGGUUGUACUCAGAGUAGCUGCAAUGCUGCCUUCAAUGAUCUAUGGAGACUUGACCUCAACAGCAAGGAGUGGAUCCGCCCUUUAGCCUCAGGCUCUUAUCCAUCUCCCAAAGCUGGAGCAACUCUAGUGAUGCACAAAGAUCUGUUAGUGCUCUUUGGGGGAUGGACUCGCCCAAGCCCUUAUCCACUGCACCAACCAGAAAGGUUUUUUGAUGAAAUCCACACAUACUCUCCUUCAAAGAACUGGUGGAACUGUAUCGUAACAACACAUGGACCUCCACCCAUGGCUGGCCACUCUUCCUCUGUAAUUGGAAACACCAUGGUGGUGUUUGGGGGAUCUUUAGGAGCACGUCAAAUGAGUAAUGAAGUCUGGGUUCUGGAUCUUGAACAGUGGUCCUGGUCCAAACCACCCAUAUCUGGCCCUUCACCACACCCACGAGGAGGCCAGUCACAAAUUGUCAUUGAUGAUCAGACGUUGCUCAUCUUGGGAGGAUGUGGUGGCCCGAAUGCACUCCUUAAAGAUGCCUGGCUGCUACACAUGGAUGCGCCACCAUGGAGAUGGCAGCAGCUGCAGGUGGAAAAUGAAGACCAUGGAGCCCCAGAGCUUUGGUGUCACCCAGCUUGUAGAGUGGGUCAGUGUGUGGUGGUUUUCUCACAGGCUCCAUCUGGCCGUGCACCACUCAGCCCAAGUCUUAACUCUCGGCCCUCCCCCAUAAGUGCCACACCUGCCCCUCUGGGCCCCGAACCGCCUUCCUUGCGCUCUCAGUCCCCUGUUCGGAGUGGGGCUGCCGGUGUUGUCCUGGGAGCUGUUGAAGAGGCUCCGUGUGUAAAUGGUCGAUGGGGAACAUUGAGACCUCGGCCUUCAGCGAGAGGGAGUGCCAGAGAUGGAAGCCCAUCCUCAUCCCAACAGCCGUCUCCUUCACAAGGCCCAGACAGCCCUCCUCUUCCACCACUUCCUCCAUUAUUAAAUGGAUCCUCCCCUUCACCCCGGACCAGCCCAGCCCAGGCUGCAUCUCCUCCUUCCCGCCCUCACCCGCCUGCCUCCACAGACUAUGGUUGGGAGUCUCCCCCUUCUGCCUCUCACCAUGUUGAGGUCCCCAGCACUAACGGCCUACAUACGCCUCCUGUAGGCUCCCCACGCACUCCCCCAGGCGCAGUGUCCCCCGCUGCCUUACGACGAGGUCUGGAGGCAGUGAAAAACAAAUCUUCCUCAUCUUUACCAUCGUCUUCUUCAUCGUCUUCCCUUCAAACACAGGGAGCUUCUCCUGGAGGAGGAGGAGGAGGAGCAGCAGCCGGUCCUCCUGGAACCCCUCCCUCAUCAUCCUCCAGCCCUCCACAGGCCGCUGGAGCUGAUGGACAUGCUAUCCCACCUAUUGCACGGCGUCUCGGUCAUCACCCACCUCAGAGCCUGAACGUAGGCAAGCCUCUGUACCAGUCUCUCAACUGCAAGCCCAUGCAGAUGUACGUACUGGAUGUGUCACGGGCCAAAUCUGCUGGGGUGGUGUCCUGGAGAGUUUACGGGAACGGGACUCCUGCAGCAGUUACAGGGCCCCCGGAGACCAGCCUUCACACAGUGGUACAGGGCAGGGGAGAGCUCAUCAUUUUUGGAGGCCUCAUGGACAAAAAACAGAAUGUGAAGUACUACCCUAAAACCAACGCCUUGUACUUUGUACGCGCUAAAAGGUAAUGCAGCUCCAGGUGGGAUUGGGAAGACAGACGCUUCGCCCUGUGACCACACAAGGGAACUGACACACAAGGCCUUUUUCCUAUAGAGAGGAUUAUGGGAAAAAAACAUAAUCAUUGUUAGAUGUUCCACUUCAGAACUUCACGAUCCCCCUUCUGCCUACUGCAAGCAUUCAAUAUAAAACACUUUAACUACACUUUGAUAAAAACAUUUGGUUGAGUGAGAAUCUUGGCUGUGUGUGUGUGUGUGUGUUUGUGAGUGCAGUGAUUAGAGAGAACAGGACAUUUCUUGUUGUUCCCCAAAAGGUGAUCAACCAAACAAUAACAUUUCUGUUUUUCUGUGUCACCCUCCUCUGAACUCUUGAAAGAGGAACUAUGGAAGAACGGACACUGUUGACAGAAACGGUUGACCUUGCAUUUUGUAUCACUCUUUAAGCCUGCAAUGUUUACAUUGAAAACGGUGUGAGUGUGUGUGUGUAUGUGUGUGUUAUGUGUGCACGGUGGUGGUUAAAAGUUGUUGACUAAUGUGUGUCGGGGGCCAUGGUGGGUGAGAGAGAUGGCACUGUACUAUAAACAUAGUUAAACAAUAAAGGCCUCCAUGUCUGCUCUGUCACAGUCUUAA
This is a messenger RNA of Seriola aureovittata, 3092 nucleotides long. RefSeq names its product F-box protein 42 (gene fbxo42). The transcript has 11 exons. The record is from RefSeq and is a predicted model, not a curated record. NCBI's taxonomy places the organism in Eukaryota, Metazoa, Chordata, Actinopteri, Carangiformes, Carangidae. The coding region runs from base 354 to 2474 and encodes 706 amino acids. Gene Ontology annotation, molecular function: protein binding.